UUGGCAAUGACAAAUUUAGUCAACACUGUUUUGAAUACAUCCAUAUUCUAUACCCUUAGCGGCUUUUUAAUUAAAAACAUAUUAAUUAAUAUAUUUACAUUAUUUAUAUAACAGAUUUUUCUUUAUAUACCUCAUAAACAAAACUUCCUAAAAUAUUUUUCAAUAAUGUCUGAUACAGAGAUCGUACAAAGUAAAUCAGAAGAAGCUUCGAGUGAUUUCGUAGAAGAUGGAAGUAACAAAUUGGUUGUAAAAUGCAAAUUUUGUGGUUCGAAAAUAUUAGAAAAGAAAACUGGAAAGUUUGUAGUACAAGAGAUGAAUCUACCUCUAAUGCAUCAAGACACUAGAAAAGAAGGUGAAUUACAAUCAGAAAAGAUAACUGAAUUCUAUCAUGUAGAAAACAUGUAUACAUUUGAGAACAUAGGAUUCACUCUCACCGUCGAUAAUUACAAGUACCUGAGCUGUGCCGACUGUGAUGCGGGGCCGGUCGGAUACUACGACAUGAACACGAAACAUAGUUAUGUAGCAUUAUCUAGAGUAGAACACGCUUAGUUCUAGAAGAAAAUAGAAUAAUAUAUAUUCUAUAAGUUUGAAUUACUAUGAUAUACAUAAAGUAAUUGUUUUAUACACAACAGAUGUGUACAAUUUUAUUUGACAUCAUACAAUCUGUGUAAUUAUGAAUAAUAAUUAUGCAUACAUGCAAUAAGCUUGUUGAAUUACAGAUAGGAGUUGAUAUUUUUUAUGCAUAUUAUGCUUUAUUUUGUUGUAUAAUAAGGCCAUAUAUUUUAAUAGGUCCUAUGGUCUGAUAUUUUAAGGUCUUGGCCUUAUAUUAAACCUGUUUUUAUAAAAAGGACACUAUUUAAAUAUGAAAAGUUUUAUUUUUGCUCAUUCUAUUCAUUCCAAAUGGAUGUUACUAAAUAAAAAACAUAUUUGAUACUUAAAAUAUUUAUUUUAUCAUACAGUUCUGUGGGAUAUAUUUUAAGUUAUAAUUUUAAUAAUGAACUGGUCAUGCGAAAUGUGCUUUUUUUUAAGCUUUGAUAACUUUUAUUCAGUAUAUUUUGCUCUUAGAUAAGUUUAAAUUGACUUAAAAGAGAUUGUAUACUACUUUUAUAUCAAUAAAUUUUUUUUAACAAAUCA
Danaus plexippus (monarch butterfly) is the source of this 1134-nucleotide messenger RNA. RefSeq names its product guanine nucleotide exchange factor MSS4 homolog (gene strat). The record is from RefSeq and is a predicted model, not a curated record. Gene Ontology annotation, biological process: post-Golgi vesicle-mediated transport; small GTPase-mediated signal transduction. Gene Ontology annotation, cellular component: membrane; cytosol. The transcript has 2 exons. Gene Ontology annotation, molecular function: guanyl-nucleotide exchange factor activity; zinc ion binding. NCBI's taxonomy places the organism in Eukaryota, Metazoa, Arthropoda, Insecta, Lepidoptera, Nymphalidae. The coding region runs from base 166 to 549 and encodes 127 amino acids.